GCCGAUAUGGAGAUUCGGUUCGGUGAAUCAAAAUACUCUGAUCAAAUAUGACUGAAGUAAUAAAACAUGAAUAUUCAUCAAAUAUAUUAUCUGCUGAAGAAAUUGACGAAGCUCCAGAAGAGUUUGGCACUUUUUCAACGUACGAAGAGUUUCAAACAAGAGCAAGUCGACGAAAAGAUGUUGGUAUGGAUGAUCCUUUGAGUGCAAAACUUGGGGAAUUUGACUUAAAUGAUCCUGCAAAUGAAAAUGAAGAACUGCAGGAACAUGAACGUUACAUGUACAUACCUGCUGUGACGAAAGACACUUUAGAGUGUGAAUGGCAGACUUUAUUCGGAUGUGAAAAUUUCAAAAAGGGACUAAAAAAUCUUGCUUAUGAUGGCAGAUUAAGAGAUUGUACUAGAUUUCGUGGAGUAUGUUGGAGGAUCUUUCUAGAGUGUCUUCCUGAGGAUUCAAAUUGUUGGUUAGAUGCAGUUAGUGAGUCAAGAAAAACAUACAAAAACCUUAAGUCCAAGUUGCUCGUUGAUCCAUAUUCUAACGUUUUGAGUAAAGAAAAUGUACAAGUUUUUAAUCCAUUGUCUCAAGAAAGUGAUAGUCCUUGGACUCAAUACUUCGAAGAUAAAAAGUUACAUGAAGUAAUUCAUCAAGACCUUGAUCGGCUAUUUCCUGGAAUGCAUUACUCCAAUCUAAAAAAUAAAGUAAGUCGUAAAGAGUUCUACAUCAGUAGAAGAUCUCUUCAUUACGUGUUGUCUGCGUUCGCCCUUUAA
Messenger RNA from Xenia sp. Carnegie-2017, 764 nucleotides. Its product is annotated as TBC1 domain family member 5-like. The record is from RefSeq and is a predicted model, not a curated record. The coding region runs from base 48 to 764 and encodes 238 amino acids. NCBI's taxonomy places the organism in Eukaryota, Metazoa, Cnidaria, Anthozoa, Malacalcyonacea, Xeniidae. The transcript is spliced from 8 exons.